Molecule: messenger RNA, 1446 nt
Organism: Myotis davidii
Lineage: Eukaryota; Metazoa; Chordata; Mammalia; Chiroptera; Vespertilionidae
Gene: TTC23
Product: tetratricopeptide repeat domain 23
Exons: 10
Coding region: 300-1358 (352 amino acids)
Molecular function (GO): protein binding
Source: RefSeq, a predicted model, not a curated record
CCGGCUCCGGCUCCGGCUCCGGGCUUGCUGUCAGGAAGGAGUACCUUUUGCUUUUGCGGGGUGAGGGUGUGAUUUGUCCGGCUCCAACCUCAGAGGCCGCCUGUAACUACUCUGCGCUCUCGUUCGUGCGUCCAUUCAGGCCUCCGUGCACGCAUUGAAUGUAUACGUUGAGGGAUUACAACAAUAAUUGAUGCCGGGCGCUGGUUGGGUUCCAGGCGGCGUGCUAAGAGCUGCGCAUAGCGUACCUCUUUUAACCCUCACACCAAUCCCAUGGCACAAAGGAUAAUGCCUAUAAAGCUAUGCAAGAAUCACAGGAAACCCACAUAUCCAAGUACUUAGACGAAAUUGUGGCUGCUGUCAGCAUCACGCCGGGAAAGAAGUUCGCCAGCAGGCUGCCUCAUUCGGUCCUCUUCCAGCCUCCGCGAGAGCAACUCCAGCUCUGCGAAGACAAAGCAAAGUUCUACUCCAGCCGGCACGAGUAUAAGCAGGCGAUCCAGGAGCUCGUGCGCUGCGUAGCGUUGACCAGGAUCUGCUAUGGCAGCUGCCAUUGGAAACUAGCAGAGGCGUAUGUUAAUUUGGCUCAAGGCUACCUCCAGCUGAAAGGAACGUCCCUGCAGGCCAAACACCAUGCAGAGAAAGCCAGAGAAAUCCUCACCAACUCCAUCAUGCCUUCCUGUGAUGACAACACGGCUGUUUUCAGGUGUUCCGUUGAGCUAUUCCAUACCCUGGGGAGAGCCCUACUCUCCCUUCAGAAAUUUAAGGAGGCCGAAGAGAACUUGGCAAAAGCAGAGAGGCUUUCAAAGGAGCUGCUGCGAUGUGGAAGGAUCGUGAAGGAAGAGUGGAUAGAAACCCAAGCUCGCAUCAAACUGUCAUUCGCACGGAUGUAUCGGGGCCGGAGGAAAUCCAAGGAAGCCCUGCCCUACUACCAAGAGGCAUUAGAACACACGGAGAGCAGCAAAGGGGAAAAGAGUCUCGAAUGUGUGCCGGUGCUGAGGGAACUGGCGGGCGCAGAACGGGCCCUGAGACUCCACGACGCGUCCAUCAACCACUUCCUACAGCGGGCGAUCUGCGCAUCUCAUCGUCCUGAGCGCAGAGCCGUCCGGAGAGGAGGCAGCGGAGUCCGCGCACUGUGUCGCCCGCGCCGCCGCGGCGUCCGGGAGGCCCGAGCACCACGAUGUGGCCGAGCGGUACUUCCGAGAGAGCCUGGCUCACCUGAAGGAUGCGGAAGGGAUGGGGAAAGCCAAGUUUCUCUCGGUUCAAGACGAAUAUUGCCAUUUUCUGCAAGGCGCUGGGCAAGAGGAGAAAGCGACCUCCAUCCUGAGGGAGUCCCUGGAGGCCAAAGUGGGGGCGUUUGGUGAUCUCAGUCCUGAGGUGGCGGAGACCUACCGGCUCCUGAGCGGCGCCGACCUGGCGCAGGGGAACCACAGCGGGGCCCACAAGAAACUG